Daphnia magna is the source of this 1776-nucleotide messenger RNA. Its product is annotated as trypsin-1. The transcript is spliced from 10 exons. Bases 146 to 1462 code for a protein of 438 amino acids. Gene Ontology annotation, molecular function: serine-type endopeptidase activity. Gene Ontology annotation, biological process: proteolysis. The record is from RefSeq and is a predicted model, not a curated record. NCBI's taxonomy places the organism in Eukaryota, Metazoa, Arthropoda, Branchiopoda, Diplostraca, Daphniidae.
GAGCACCUCGACAAACGAAUUCAUCCAGAAGACGGUUGGAAUUGUAGAACAAGACACGCCGAGAAAAGAUUGGCGCCUUACUGAGACUUGCAUCCGAUCCUCAAUCGCACACAGUUGUCGUUAUUCUAAUCAAGCUGAUCUAGCAAUGUUACGAACCAACUAUUGGAUGGCAUCAGCCGCGUUCUUCCUGAUGAAUGCUGUGCUCUUCUGCCCAGUCAGUUGCAAUGUUUAUCGAACACAUGAUGCCUUUCUAAUCGACGGCGCAGAGACCCGAAACGACGGUGGAUUUUACCAGUCAAGUCAUCUACCGAGCAACACCUUCAUGCUGAAGGAAAAAUCGUGUUUCACGAGGCAUGGCAGUUUUGGCUCCUGCUCACCAAUUCGCGCUUGCUAUACGCUAACGAGGUUGCCCCACGUAAAUCAGCUGGACCUGUGGGCCGUCCUAACUAGCGGCACUUGCCAAUACGCCGAUGAGGAUGGCAAUCAGGUUUACGGAGUCUGUUGUCCCAGACCAACAAUGCAGACUAACAACGGCAACGUACAAGUGCUGGACGGCAGUUUCGGUACUGAAUCCAUCCCGAUGCUGGACCGAAUCAACCCUUACAACAGCCCGUCGUCCAGACCACCGUAUGUUCGUCCGCAGAUAAAUGGCCCACCGAGGCCAACUGACUUCGCAAUCAAUCCGUUCAAUGACACGAGGCAGUCGACCACCUGUGGCGUAGGACCCACUAAAACGCUUAGUUUCGACGAACAGCGCAUCGUUGGAGGAACCAACGCCGCCAAGAAUUCCUGGCCUGGCAUAGUGGCGCUGAGAUCGAACGGCUUCGCCAUCUGCGGUGGAUCUUUGAUUUCCCCGAGCCACGUCCUGACAGCCGCCCAUUGCGUUGACUCGGUGACGCAGUGGAACAUCAAAGAGCUUUCUGUCGACUUGGGCAUGCACAGCUUGGAACCAAGCGACGCGCAGGAAACGAGAGCCGUUCGCAGGGUGACAAUUCACGGCCGAUGGGAUCCCGCCACCAACAACAACGACGUGGCCAUUUUGACUCUGUCGUCGCCAGUGCCUUACGACGCCACCAUUUCGCCCGUCUGUUUGCCGCCGCAAGGUUCCAGCAACCAGUACGUUAGCCGAGAGGCGGCCAUUAUCGGAUGGGGAACGGUGAAAGAAGGUGGAUCUCAGCCGUCCGUCCUACAACAAUCGACCGUCAAAAUCAUAGCCAACGCGAAAUGCAGAUCAAGUUACCCGGACAUUAGCGCCGGCAUGUUAUGCGCCGCCGCUCCUGGCACCGACACUUGCCAGGGUGACAGCGGUGGUCCGCUGCUCGUCCGGCCAUCGCCGAGCUCCCCUUGGACCCAGGUUGGAAUCGUCAGCUACGGUGUCGGUUGUGCCCAACCAGAAUAUCCGGGCGUCUAUGCCAGAGUGACAUUUUACCGCAGCUGGAUCAACAAAUACGCCACUGUCUAAGGUUGCCCUGGCGUAGCAUGUGUCGCGGAACGAGCUGAAACUUUAAAUACGAGUUGGGCUGAACUGCAGAGCGGAUACGAGAGGGGAGUGGUGGAGCCUGCAGUGCAACAGACGAAACAUAAAAAGGGGUUCAAUCGUCCGAUCGUACACUAAUUAUUCAAUAGCGUUUCAUUACCUGUCACCGGAUAUGCGUUUUUCGUCCAUCAAUGCGGCAUUCGAGCAUUGGAAUUGCUCUUGAAUUUCAAUCAAAAACCACAAUUCUGUAAUCAAAUCGGUGAAUUUUGAGAUGCCAAAAAUACACAAAAACAACAGCA